AGACUAGAACUUAUCGCCCCUAAUAUAAAUACAUAUUGUGCUUCGUUCCUCCUUGCCUGCUUAAGAUAGAAUCAUCAAAAUCUCUCGAAGCGCUCUCUUGAAGUUUUCUACAGCAAUCUCUUCGAUGGCGGAAGUUCAGAUGGCUGACGCAGAGACCUUCGCCUUCCAGGCUGAAAUCAACCAGCUUCUCAGCUUGAUCAUCAACACUUUCUACAGCAACAAGGAGAUCUUCCUCCGUGAGCUCAUCAGUAACUCUUCUGAUGCUCUUGACAAGAUCCGAUUUGAGAGCUUGACGGAUAAGAGCAAGCUGGAUGGGCAGCCUGAGCUCUUCAUUAGGUUGGUCCCAGACAAGGCCAACAAGACGCUCUCUAUCAUCGACAGUGGCAUUGGCAUGACCAAAGCAGAUCUGGUGAACAACUUGGGGACCAUUGCGAGAUCUGGUACCAAGGAGUUUAUGGAAGCACUCCAAGCUGGUGCUGAUGUUAGCAUGAUUGGUCAGUUUGGUGUUGGUUUCUACUCUGCUUAUCUUGUUGCUGAGAAGGUUAUCGUCACCACCAAGCACAAUGAUGAUGAGCAGUAUGUAUGGGAGUCUCAAGCUGGUGGUUCCUUCACUGUUACACGGGAUGUGGAUGGUGAACCACUUGGUAGAGGAACUAAGAUCACUCUCUUCCUUAAAGAGGAUCAGCUUGAAUAUCUGGAGGAGAGGAGACUCAAGGACUUGGUGAAGAAGCACUCUGAGUUCAUCAGUUACCCGAUUUACCUCUGGACUGAGAAAACAACUGAGAAGGAGAUUAGUGAUGAUGAGGAUGAGGACGAAGCAAAGAAAGAAACUGAAGGCGAGGUUGAAGAAGUUGAUGAGGAGAAGGAGAAGGACGGUAAAAAGAAGAAGAAGAUCAAGGAAGUGUCUCACGAGUGGGAACUCAUCAACAAGCAGAAACCAAUCUGGUUGAGGAAGCCAGAAGAGAUUAGCAAGGACGAGUAUGCCUCGUUCUACAAGAGCCUGACCAACGACUGGGAGGAUCAUCUUGCCGUGAAGCACUUCUCAGUGGAGGGGCAGCUUGAAUUCAAGGCGAUUCUCUUUGUUCCAAAGAGAGCUCCGUUCGAUCUCUUUGACACCAGAAAGAAGCUGAACAACAUCAAGUUGUAUGUCAGGAGGGUGUUCAUUAUGGACAACUGUGAAGAGUUAAUACCAGAGUACCUCAGUUUCGUGAAAGGUGUUGUUGACUCUGAUGACUUACCACUCAACAUCUCCCGUGAGACUCUCCAGCAGAACAAGAUCCUUAAGGUGAUCAGGAAGAACCUGGUGAAGAAGUGCCUGGAGAUGUUCAACGAGAUUGCCGAGAACAAAGAGGACUACAACAAAUUCUACGAGGCGUUCUCCAAGAAUCUGAAAUUGGGUAUCCACGAGGACAGUCAGAACAGGUCAAAGAUUGCUGAUCUUCUUCGCUACCACUCCACAAAGAGCGGUGAUGAGAUGACGAGCUUGAAAGACUACGUCACAAGGAUGAAGGAAGGUCAAAAGGACAUCUUCUACAUCACUGGUGAAAGCAAGAAGGCCGUAGAGAAUUCUCCAUUUUUGGAGAAGCUGAAGAAGAGAGGGUACGAAGUGCUUUACAUGGUUGAUGCGAUCGAUGAGUACGCUGUUGGACAGUUGAAGGAGUACGAUGGAAAGAAACUCGUGUCUGCAACAAAGGAAGGGUUAAAACUUGAAGAUGAGACGGAAGAAGAGAAGAAAAAGAAGGAAGAGAAGAAGAAGUCAUUCGAGAACCUCUGCAAGACGAUUAAGGACAUUCUCGGUGACAAGGUUGAGAAGGUUGUGGUCUCAGACAGAAUCGUUGAUUCUCCGUGCUGUCUUGUGACUGGUGAGUAUGGAUGGACUGCGAACAUGGAGAGGAUUAUGAAGGCUCAGGCUCUGAGGGAUAGCAGCAUGAGCGGCUACAUGUCGAGCAAGAAGACCAUGGAGAUCAACCCGGAUAAUGGAAUAAUGGAGGAGUUGAGGAAGAGAGCUGAGGUGGACAAGAACGACAAGUCUGUCAAAGAUCUGGUGAUGUUGCUGUUCGAGACAGCUCUGUUGACAUCUGGAUUCAGUCUCGAUGAGCCGAACACGUUUGCAGCUAGGAUUCACAGGAUGUUGAAGCUGGGUCUGAGUAUCGAUGAGGACGAGAAUGUUGAGGAAGAUGGUGACAUGCCUGCGCUGGAGGAGGAUGCUGCUGAAGAGAGCAAAAUGGAGGAAGUCGACUAAGAGAACCAAAUCUCGCCUUAUGUUUGGUCGUUUUGAGUAUUAAGAGUUCUAGUGUCUUUUGUCUUGGUGUCUUCCCAUGGUCGUCUGAACUUUUGUUGGUUUGUAAGCGUCUUUCUUUUUUUUCGUGUCUGGUGCGUCUGUUUGUAUUAUUGUCCUUUUCAAGUGAAUAGUCGGCUAAGAGCUAAGUGAGUUUGUUUGUUCA
Brassica oleracea var. oleracea is the source of this 2444-nucleotide messenger RNA. RefSeq names its product heat shock protein 90-1. The record is from RefSeq and is a predicted model, not a curated record. The transcript has 4 exons. Lineage: Eukaryota; Viridiplantae; Streptophyta; Magnoliopsida; Brassicales; Brassicaceae. Gene Ontology annotation, biological process: cellular response to heat; protein folding; protein stabilization. Gene Ontology annotation, molecular function: ATP binding; ATP hydrolysis activity; ATP-dependent protein folding chaperone. The coding region runs from base 125 to 2242 and encodes 705 amino acids. Gene Ontology annotation, cellular component: perinuclear region of cytoplasm; cytosol; plasma membrane.